AUGAAGGUGUAUGGGAAACGGGGGAAAAGAUCGCAUAUAAUUAUUCCCAUUCAAUCGAAAUUUGAAGACGUGGAAUUCAGUGAGGAUGACGACGAUGGGCAUCAACAGAGUAUUGAUCUGAAAACGUCGAGUACAAAUAGCAUUAUUUCGCGAGAUACAACUAGACCAACUUCAAAGGAAUUUUCUACGACUUUACAAACUACAGUGGAAAGUGUUCGACAACAUGUGAUUGCCUACAGGUCAGAUAGCCUAGAGCUGGAAACAAAGGAUGAGAGCAAUGAUGACUUUAAGAAAGAAGAGAGUAAAUUGGAUGCAUUUGAUUUUAUGAGUAAUACAGCCCCCAAAAAGAAGAAACGAAAGACUAACUAUCGAAAAGAAAGAUUGAUAGAAGAGGAUGACGAGGAUAUCGAUACUUCACAACUAAAAGUCGUCAAUGACGUGAACAGAUAUAUCUCUUCCUUAAAAGACGCAGUUGACCCUAACAAUGACGCCAAGAACACAGAUAUCUUAAAGAAAUUAUUUGAAGAGCCUCUACAGGAAUCCAUCAAGGGGACUGAUCUUGACAAGAAAAACCAUCAACGUUUAUAUGGUAGAAAUAGAACGUUUCUCAUCAACAAUGAUGAUGAAGAGAAUUUGGAACUAGAAGUGAGUGAUGCUGACAUUGACCAAAAAAUACCAUUAACAACAAUGCAGCGCUUGGAAGCCACUCACCAUUAUAACGAUUUGAAAAACAUGGGUACCGACCUGAAAUAUGAGAACGAUUUAGAUUUCCUUACGAGAAAGAGAUUAUCUUCCAUCGACUUGGCCUCUGAGUUACUUCAUCUGUGCUUAAAUUUGGAAAAUGAUGAUCAAUUUCGAAUGUUCAUCUUAGAACAUCAUUCAGAGGAUAUAUGGCGUUGGAGUCUUACAUGUUUUAGGACUAUCUUGGAGGAGAACUACAAUCAUGAAUUUCUGUCAGUGUUAUUACUAUUACAAGGAUACAUUCUGUCAACUUUACCACUUGAUACAGACAGCUUACCAGAAGAAAUUGACAUGUUCAUCUCAGCUUUAUAUGAUCAAUCCGAACUUCCUCCAAGAUCUAUAUUUAAGGGUCGGAACUUAUUAUUAAAGAACUAUGAUGACUUCCUUGAAAAGACGUCAUCAAGAACAUCUCUUUAUUACUAUUUUAGCUUGUGGAAACAGUAUUAUCUCGCAAAGGAUCACUUUACUAGUGGCCUUCCCAUGUUUUUCCGAUGUUACGCAAUGGAAUUCGAGAAGAGAGGUUUAGAAGGGGAUGGGGAAAUUGACAUAACUGAGUUCGCUGAACUGCUACUAUCUUUACUGAUGUCUAAAAAAAGGUCAGCCAUUUCAAAGAAGGACUUCUUAGACUUGUUUAAAAUUUUAUCCUUGCAUAUGUGCGAUGAUGAGGCCUUGCUCAAGUGUCUUAUUUUAAUGACUAAUGAUAAUUAUCUCGGGUUGGAGGACGUACCUACUGACACAUUGUACACGAUGUCUCAGAAAACUAUUGAAUUACUGGUACGACAAUUAAAAAAUGAGGGUGACAUAGAAGCAGGUGAUCAGAUACCUCUACUUUUAUGUCUGUAUUUCAACAUUAUUAAAUAUCUAAAAAUUCCUGAUGAACAUAAGGAAGCAUGCGAGAAAUUUUUUAAUGAAUCGAUUUCUCCCUUACUUAAUAAAGAGUUUGUACAUGAGUGGUCUGAUAGCCCAGAAACAUCUCAAAUGUUCUUCAUAAUAGCUGUUCUUUAUAGCGACAUACUUGGAGUGAAAAUCCCGUUAAAACAAAAGGAGAUAAUUCAGGCAGAUUUCAGGUAUUAUCGAAUUCCGGGUCUGAAGUCAGUUGAUGAGCAUAGUCCAUAUAUGAAAUAUCGGAAGGCCCUUUCCUUGCUAGAAUAA
Naumovozyma castellii is the source of this 1893-nucleotide messenger RNA. RefSeq names its product Rad61p (gene RAD61). Lineage: Eukaryota; Fungi; Ascomycota; Saccharomycetes; Saccharomycetales; Saccharomycetaceae. The record is from RefSeq and is a predicted model, not a curated record. The coding region runs from base 1 to 1893 and encodes 630 amino acids. The transcript has a single exon.